Messenger RNA from Delphinapterus leucas (beluga whale), 732 nucleotides. It is a transcript of the gene NKG7, whose product is annotated as natural killer cell granule protein 7. Lineage: Eukaryota; Metazoa; Chordata; Mammalia; Artiodactyla; Monodontidae. The record is from RefSeq and is a predicted model, not a curated record. Gene Ontology annotation, cellular component: plasma membrane.
UGAGACCAAACUAGUCUGAUCUGAAGGACCACAGGUCCCCCAACUGCCCCAACUGCUUGACUCUCCCAGGAGUCCAGGGGGCAGAGCUUCCUCCUUUCUCAGAGACCCAGGAAUCUGGAUCACCAGGCUUUUCAUCACCCAGGACCCAGAAACCCAGCCUUCGCCCCCAUGGAGCCCUGCUGGUCCCUGGCCCUGCUCACUAGCUCCCUGGGCCUGUUGUCUCUCUUGGUGGCUCUGAGCACGAAUUUCUGGUUUGUGGCCGAGGGGCCCAUCUCCUUGUCUCACUCGGGCCUCUGGCCAAGGGGAGAUGAGGGCUCAGUAGAAGGCUAUAUCCACGUGACACAGAGCUUCUGCAUUCUGGCUGUCCUGUGGGGCCUGAUCUCUGUGAGCUUUCUGGUCAUGUCCUGCAUCCCUUCACUGUCUGCCCCUGGACGCGGCCCCAUUGUCUCGACCUUCAUAGCCUUUGCCGCAGCCCUCUCCCUGCUAGUGGCCAUGGUGGUCUACACUAUCGAGCGGUGGAAGCAGCCUGGACACCCCCAGAUCCACUCCUUCUUCUCCUGGUCCUUCUACCUGGGCUGGGUUUCAACUGUCCUCUUUCUCUGUGCAGGUGGCCUGAGUCUGGGAGCUCAAUACAGGGCCCACCGGCCUGGCUAUGAGGCCAUGUGAACCACAGGAUGGCUUUGGCACUCCAUUCUCUGAAGGUGUCAUCAGGAACCAUGAAAACAGCUGGCU